Brassicogethes aeneus is the source of this 1149-nucleotide messenger RNA. The record is from the annotation of a GenBank genome assembly. Lineage: Eukaryota; Metazoa; Arthropoda; Insecta; Coleoptera; Nitidulidae.
AUGCCUGGUUCAAGAAUCUACAUAGGCAAUCUGUCUUACGACGUCACCAAACGAGACAUAGAAGACUUCUUUAGAAGCUACGGAAGAAUAGAAGAAAUCCUCCUCAAGAAUGGUUAUGGCUUUGUGGAAUUUGAAGACCCAAGAGAUGCCGACGAUGCUUCCUACGAUCUAGACGGUAAAAAGUUACUUGGAAAGCGCGUUACCGUGGAGAUGGCAAAAGGAACACCCCGCACCAGUUCUAGAGACGCUCCUAGAUCAUCCAGAGAUAGAAGUUAUAGAACUAGGAAGCCUGUAAGAACCAACUACAGGUUGAUAGUGGAGAAUCUAGCGUCAAGCGUGAGUUGGCAAGAUUUGAAAGACCACAUGAGAUCAGCCGGCGAAGUGACCUAUGCCGAUGCCCACAGACCAUACCUCAACUACGCAAUAAUCGAAUUCGCAUCUUACAGAGAUAUGAAACGAGCCAUAGAUAGGUUCGACGAAACUGAAAUUAAAGGACGCAGAAUCACUUUGACCGAAGACGAUGAAACAAGACGCAGAAGAACCAGAUCCAGAUCAUCCUCUAGAUCAAGAUCCAGGAAGAAUAGGCGUAGAUCUAGCUCCAGUGAUUCCAGGUCCAAGUCGUACUCGAGACGCAGAGGAUCUAGAUCAAAAUCCAGGGAUAGAAGUACAAGCAAGUCCCGUUCCAGAUCAAGAAGUUAUACGCCCAAGAAGUCCAGGUCAUAUGAACGAUCUGUGCCCAGAUCUAGGAGUAAGUCCCACAGAAGGUCCGCCUCCAUUUCACCGUCAAGGUCUUUCAAGAAAAAAUGUAGGACCAGGGAUUCCAGAUCCAGAUCUAAGUCUAGGAGUAAGUCCCACAAAAGGUCUUCCUCCAUUUCACCGCCAAGGUCUUUCAAGAAGAAAUGUAGGGAUUCCAGAUCCAGAUCAGUAUCCAGGCCAAAAGACCACUCUAGGUCUAGAUCGGUGUCUAGAACAAAGGAUAGGUCCAGGGAUAGAUCAAGGUCAGUAUCAAGAAGUCCAAGACGAGUUUCUAGAUCUAAAUCUAAAACACCAAGAGGUCAUUCAAGAUCUAAAUCAAGGAGUCCAAGGAAAUAUUCUAGAUCUAAAUCAAGAAGUCCAAAGUCUAGAUCUAGGUCUAAUACUAGAGAUUAG